Protopolystoma xenopodis is the source of this 270-nucleotide messenger RNA. The record is from the annotation of a GenBank genome assembly. Lineage: Eukaryota; Metazoa; Platyhelminthes; Monogenea; Polystomatidea; Polystomatidae.
CCUACUUGCGAUCAGUCUUUACUCGUCUCCGUUCCUCUUCUUCAUCUCUCAUCACAUGCUCAUGUCCUCAAUGCCUGGUUUACUCGCCCAGCUAAGAACGGUGAAAGCCUGAUAGAUUGGGGCCAACGUCUUCAUUUUCCUCCAAGCGAACUCAACGCGCUGGCCACUGCUACUCUCAACAAAACUUGUCGAAACUUGUUUAAUCACACCCACAAGAUUAAAACAAUUGGAUCUAAGGGCCGUAAAGUUCCAGAAGCUACAUUUGGUUAG